Messenger RNA from Ruditapes philippinarum (Manila clam), 4478 nucleotides. RefSeq names its product cartilage intermediate layer protein 1-like. The transcript has 10 exons. Bases 62 to 3859 code for a protein of 1265 amino acids. NCBI's taxonomy places the organism in Eukaryota, Metazoa, Mollusca, Bivalvia, Venerida, Veneridae. The record is from RefSeq and is a predicted model, not a curated record.
GAUAUAAAAGGGCAUGUAGUAUUUGUUACGGCAGAAUAAGAUAUGGAUAACGCAUGACAAUAUGGGGAUGUUCGUUACAAUUGUAGUAGCAUGUAUAUUUUCAAAACUGAAUUAUGUCUCAACUUCAGGCUGCACGAAUUCGCCUAUGGAUAUUGUUUUGUUACUAGACUCAUCCGACGGUCAAACUCAUUUCGAUGAGGAAAAACAGUUCUCCUCAAGAUUGAUAAAUGACUUAUGGGAUGGAAGCAACCGCUUUGGUAUGAUAACAUUUGGAAGUACUCCCAAUAUACAGUUCGAUUUAGAAACAUACCAAUCUGUUUCUGAAACUCAGCUUGCAGUGGAAUAUAUUUGGCAAAGCAGUGGAAAAGCUGAGGUUGGCAAGGCACUCGACUACAGUAUAAACCAUGGUUUUCAAGAGAUAAAUGGUGGAAGGCGUCUGGCACCAGAUGUAGUGCUCCUAAUUACAUCAUCUGACAUAUAUGACAAGUCAUAUAUUCAAAAUAUUUCUUUGGCAGCAGCGUCAACAGGAUCACAGCUUUAUGUCGUUUUAGUUGGGUAUCACAUCAGCACAUUUUGGUAUGAAAAACUAACUACCAAAGAAAAAAUCAUUAAGGUUGCUUCUGAAACGAAUAGUCUAAUGAAAGAACUCGGCAAUGUUAAAAGUUCUAUUUGUAAAGGAAGAGGCAUAUUAAGAGAAUGGUCUGAAUGGACUGUGUGUGGAUCUCUCUGUGGACCUGGGUUGAGGAGGCGUUUCAGAAAAUGUGAAAAAAGGAAACCUAUUGAUAUAGACUGUGAUGGAGAAUUGAUGCACGAAGAGCGCUGUUUCAAUACACCGUGUACUAAGCCCGUAGACGGUUCUUGGUCAUUUUGGGAUGAUUGGACAGACUGCUCUAAAACCUGUGGAAAUGGUACCCAGAUAAAGACUCGAACAUGUACUGCCCCGUUUCCAGAGAACGGUGGCAAAACAUGUCCAGGUAACUCGAAGAAGAGUAAAUCAUGCGCAGAAUGGCCAUGCCCAGACUGUAGUAGGACUUGCCCUCCUGGUACUAAGUUAUCUUUAUCAUGCGAUGUAUGUACAGCUACUGGUAUUGUGUUAUUUGGAUAUGUGAGAUCGUUUUUGAACAGGACAAUAGAAGGUGCACAGAUUUUUGUAAAAUCAAAAAUGUACGAGUCAUUAACAACAUCAGAUGAGUAUGGCUUCUUCAGUGUUCAUGGAGUAUAUGUUGCAGAUGAAAGUAUUGCAAUAAGGAGGAAAGGUUACUCCGGCGUUGAUGGGAAAGCAAAGCAGGUUAAUCAAACCCACUGGGUUUUCAAUUCAACAAUGUUGGAAGAAGUUGCACCGCUUUUUCUUUUACAUCCUACGAGUAAAAAGCGUCUUGUUGGCCAAAGUGUUUCAAUAUGCUGUAGAGCCACCGGGCAACCUCCGCCAGCGAUAUAUACAUGGUACAAAGGUCUAGAGUCUCUUGGUACACGAGGUUUGAACGGCACACUCGUAUUCAGAAGCGUAAGUUUGUCCGACAAAGGAGAAUAUUAUUGCUCGACUGAAACAGAUGCAGGGUCAUCAACGUCAAAUAAAGCUACGUUAACAGUGUCAAUUGGCGCAACUGAUACAUGUGAAAGGCCAAAGCCGUUGUAUGAAGCGCUUCCAGAUGGUUGCUACGUUAAAGAUGACAUGAGCAAAAAUUCCACAAUUAAUGUUGGUACAUGCGGACAAGAUUCAUGUGUAACAAAAAGCCUCGCUGACAAUUUUACAUGUACAGAAUGGUGGCCGCAUUAUUGCUGUGAUUCUAAUGCCGAUGCCUCAGUUGAUGUACAAUGUGAUGGCUUUCAGUACAAGGCUUCUAUAGUUUCUUCUUGUACAUGUCGAAAAUGUUAUAAGAAAACAGUCAUAACAGGAAACGCGUUUGGGCGCGCAGAAAACGGCUCUAUCUUGCCUUUAAAGUUUGGAACAAUUUAUGUUUAUGGAAAACAGAAGGCCAUGACCAACAUUGUGGGGUAUUUUUCUUUUGAAAUUCCAUUUGACUUUGAAAAAAUAAUUGUUCGAUUCGCAGAUAACAUAUAUAAAACCUUUAUUGACACAACAAAAAACAUAGAACUUGAGCCCGGAAAAAGCACAUCAAUCAGUAUAGCCUUGCCACUUCGUCCGAAGAAAAUCGAAUUCCGAUCUGAUUCGGAGUUUGCAGUCCAAGUCGGGUCCUCUAAGGGCCUGAAAUCUCCAGGUGGUAUAACAAUUCCAAGGAACUCCCUAUCUACAGUUGAUGGUGUACCAUACAUAGGUAAAGCUAAUGCUCAAGUUCAUUUCAUGGACCCCAGAAUCCUUGAGGACUUUGAGGCAUCCAGUGGUGAAUUUUCGUUUCAAGAAGAAGGGGAAAAUUGUCCGUUAGAAACAUAUGGAGUUAUAAAAACCAAUUUUGAGGAUGAUAAAGAAAACCAAUUGAUCUUGAAUAAACCCAUACAAUUUGAAAUAGACCCUACAGUUAUGAACAUUUCCAACAGUAAUUCAGGGGACUCAAAUGUUGAAUUAUGGAAAUUUGAUGAAAAUACUGGCACAUGGAAAUCUGUUGACAAAAUGAAGUCAAAAGUAACCCCAUUCAGAAGACGUCUUCUUGAUCAAAUGUAUGUUGGGUCAGAUACGAGUGGUCAAUAUGUUCCGCCGAUUGAGCUAGAACACCCUGCUGAAUAUGCGACAAAAACCGUACUCGAUUAUACUAAAGAGGUCAAACGGGUGAUAUAUUAUAAAAACUAUUACAGAUCUUGGUGGUGGAGAACGUAUAACAUUGAUAGUCGAGUAAUAACAAAUAAAAUCCAAAUUUAUAAGACAGUCACAACAAUUUCAAGAGCAUAUUCAGUCGAGAGGGGGGCAUGUUUUGUAAGAGUCACUGUAUUUUCAGAUUUAAGCGGAAACACCAUUGCAAAAGACAUGGUAUCCGUAACUGCAGUUACGAAAGAUAUCUUAAAAGAUAAAUAUAAAGGUUUUGAAACACAACCAAUAAAGAAUGGACGUAAAUGUUUAAAGAUAUUUUGUGAUUCUGAAGUUUACUUGUAUGCAGAGAAAGCUGGAUCGCGACUCAUUGCAUUUCCAAAACACGAUCUACCGUAUGGAUAUAAUUCAACUAAUAUUAAAAACUCAACAGAAGUUGUUCUUAAUUCAAGAAAUUUUGAAACUGUUGGCGGUAGAAAUGGGCCUGUUUACUAUUUUGAAGACGAAAAAGAAUGCACUAAUUCACCAGAUAGCUUUGAAUUUCGUUUUGGUAUGCGUUUUGGCAAAGACCCGAAAUUAAAUCUUCAAGUAUCAGAGAAUAUUUAUGACAAGAAACAGUCAUGGCAUCCUGUUCCUCCAGACAACGAUAACACAUUACAAGUGUGUUAUUUAAAGGUUAUGCUGAAGAUACAAGGACAUUUUGACAUUCGUUUAAUUGGAAUUAGUCGUAAAGAAAAUGCUUCAGGAGAACAGUACGGGAUGUACAACGUCGCCCCACAACCAGAUAAAACAUAUUCAACAUUAGAUGAAAGGGCUGCAUGUGUUGAAUUCCGAUGUCCUGGAAUUGUUAACGAUGCUGGUAAAAUCACGAAAAACGUAGCAACACAUCUUGAGGUUAGACUUAAUCCAAAGCCAAAAAUACCCUGUCGAAUCAGACCAUUGAAUAAGAACAUUUCAAUCACUGAAAUUACAUCUGGCUAUGGAUUUGAUUUUCUUGCUGAGGCUGAAGAUAGUUACGGCCCAAAAUACGGGGUUUAUAUUUACCAGAGCAGUAAAACUAAUGCACAAAACUUCUGCUUUCAAGGAACAAACUCUGGAUCGUUUGGUAACGGCAUGUUACCUUCUGUUAAUGCAGCUGUUGAAAUUGAUUGUUUAUAAAAUCAAAACUAUUAAUCAGUAUCUUUAUAUUCCAUUUAUAUAUGAAGCAAUUUUAUAUCGUAACCAUUAAGUCAAUAUGGCACAUACUUAUUUUAUACGUUACGCCAUUGUCAUUGUUGUUUGAAGUUAUUCCUUUUCAUAUGGUAAGACUUUGUUUAUUAAAACAAAUGCGUAGUUUUAUACAUGUUAGUAUGUUACAGGCUUUUAUACAAGCAUACACUAAAAUUCUUUUAAACCUCUACCAAACAUGCAUUAUUUCAACACACAACUAAAUAAAUGAUGGUCAGUAGAUAAAGAAAAGGCAUGUUAAUUAAUUCAAACUAUACAAGGUUCUUAAAAGAAAGUUUCUUUUUAACAUGACUGAUCGAUUUUCACGGAUUGAGAAGAUGAAAAGUUGAAAAUACUUAAAUGUCUUUAAGUAAUUUAUCAUGAAAAUAUUUCUUUGAUAAUUUAAAUCUUUUUAAUGGACAUUUUGAAGUCAUUAAAAUAUUUAUUAAUACAUGGUUUAUUUGGCGAUUACCAAAUGUCUUGAAAGUGUUAUGGUGCAUAAAGAAAUUAAUUGUUUUUUGUGGUCAACAUGAUAAAAACUUGCGAUGAAUGUUUUAUAAUUUUGAUUGAA